Molecule: messenger RNA, 3831 nt
Organism: Ceratitis capitata (Mediterranean fruit fly)
Lineage: Eukaryota; Metazoa; Arthropoda; Insecta; Diptera; Tephritidae
Product: MPN domain-containing protein CG4751
Exons: 7
Coding region: 108-3632 (1174 amino acids)
Biological process (GO): double-strand break repair
Cellular component (GO): BRISC complex; BRCA1-A complex
Molecular function (GO): polyubiquitin modification-dependent protein binding; metallopeptidase activity
Source: RefSeq, a predicted model, not a curated record
UUUGAAUAAGACAUUGUUGUUUUCGGAUUUUUGUUUCCCGAUUUGUUUACCGGAUUAUGGUUUGGUGCCUUUAAGUAAUUUUUGUAUAAUUUAAGACCAAAAACAAAAUGAUUAAUGAAUUGGAAAAAACAAAUUCGGAUUGGAGUUCUCAUUGUCGGAAAACAACGAUAGUGCAAGAAACGGGCACAAAUCUGGAAGAAAGGGAUGCUGAUAGUGAAGAGGACACUGAAUGCGAGGCUAAAGAAAAUUAUGAAGGUUUGAAUGGCACCACUCGCACAGUCACAUUGCAAACAUUAAUGAGCGCAAAUAUUUUGCAUCCAGGAAAGUCUUUAAUGACAAUUGAUUAUUUGGGGCAAAAAUUUGUUGGAGACUUGAUGCCAGACGGGAAAAUAAAAUCACAUGAGACGGAAACAAUUUUUCUCACACCAAGUGCAUGGGCAAUGCACUGCAAGCGAAUCAUUAAUCCUGAAAAGAAAAGUGGUUGUGGCUGGGGCUCCGUAAAGUAUAAAGGAAAAAAGUUGGAUACUUAUAAAAACUCAUGGCUGAGAAAAUGUGCUCUUCAAAAAGACAUAAAUAUGGAUGAUUCGGAAUCAGAAGCUGAUAAAAGGUCGGAUGCCCUUUUGCCGGUCAUAAAGCGCAUUGUUUGUCCACACAAUACUGUAAUCAAUCGAAAUAUACUACAUGAUGGAAACAUGCUGAUUAAAGCAGCAACAUUUAAUUCAACUGGCAGAGUUCAGCCGUUUUUAGUUACAUUUAAUUCCUCGGCUUUAUUACUAGCUGAUUUUCACUGCCACUUAACUAUGAGGGAAGUUUGCGGCUACUUUGGAGGUCACUGGGAUAUAAAUACUCACACACUUAUUAUAAGUAAAACUUACCCCUGCCGAAAUUUCGGUGCCGGUACACUAAAAGCAGCUGAAGAAGAAUGCAAUAUAAGAAAUAUGAUUUUGCAAGACCAGCUUUUGCUUGUUGGGUGGUAUCAUUCCCAUCCCAAAUUUCAAGCCGAACCAUCAUUACGAGAUUGCGAUGCUCAACUGGACUAUCAAAUUCGGAUGAGAGGCUCAUCAGAUGUUAAUUAUACACCAUGUAUAUCAACAAUAAUUUCGCCAUAUUUUGAUGAAAACCCCACAUUGGAAUCAGUCGUAAAGUCCAUUUGGAUUAUACCACCAAAUGAAACAAAACAAAUUUUAGAAUAUGGUCGUCCAAUGUUAAUGCAGUAUUCUGUUUUAUUGGACGAGGAGAUACCAGAGUAUGUGCGCUCUGAGUUACAGUCAUGUGUGUUGUAUUAUACACUGUUUCGAAAUGAAUUCGUCAGAUUUAACAGUAUAUUUAAUGAGGACAUUACGUUUAUAGAAAAGUUAAAAAAUUCGUUGUACUCGAAAUUUCCUACUAAACAAGACAAUACAGUAUUUUGGAACUGGAUUUGUGAUAUCUUGGGUUGUGCUCAAGAAGACGUCUUUAUUCCUCCAAAAACAGCAAAAUUUAAUGACAAUGAUGGACUUCAAGAUGAAGUUAGAAGAUUUACAAAUGUUAACAGAAAUGAUAAAUUAGAAAAAAAUAAUCUUGAUAAAAAAGGUGGGGAAAUAAAAGUAAUGUCUCUGCAGGAACAGUUGUGCCUACCGUCCGGGUUGAAUAUGAAUCCAGUGCGUACAUUUACCCCAUUGGCGGCCUCAACAUUUUUGGGUACUGGCACUACAUCAUCUCCUGGCCAAACGUCAACAAGUUCUUCUGUUGUAACCACAAGUUCUGGAAUUCUUCCGACAGUUGCCACAGUUGGAAAUAAUUCUACUGCUGCUUUAUCAACACCGAUUUUUACAGAAAUAACACCACAUAAUAGUCCAAUAACGGUACCCUCGAGCUCUGCAAGUCCAGUUAAGUCGGAUCAACCUAUACAAGGAUCUCCCUUAUCCCCUAAGCCUGAUAUAUUAUAUGCGCAAUCUCAAAGCCCAAAAAAUCAAAUCAAUCCAAAUCAAAGUAUAGGAAAUAUCUCUAACAAAUACAGCGCAGCUAAUCAGUCACAAUCUCUAUCAACAGUAUUUCCUUCUACGACAAAUGAUUUGGUCGCAGCAAGCUUAGCACAAUUAGCAGGUCAAAUAGCCCCGAAUUUUCUACCAAAAGAAUUGGCUACUAUUUUUCAGCCCCAGGGUGAUAAGAAUUUCGGAAGCUGCCUUUCUAAUAAUGGUGAUGAGCAAAAAAAUGACUCAAAAAAGCAUAACAUGUCCCAUAUGCAGGAGGUCGCGCAAGUAGGUGCCGAUAAUACCAAAAACAAGGCCGAUAGUUUCUUAUCUAAAGCUUCAAAUUUAUUUAAAACUAAACUUAUGAGAGAAUUGGAUAAAACAAAAAAUGAUCCCAUAAAAAUAAAUGAACUAAUGCGCUCUUCGGAAUAUGCUACGCUCUUAUUACAACAGGCAGAAGCACUCGGUGCUACAACACUUGGAACGCUUGGACUUGGUCAAGACUUAAAUUUCAUAUCAAGUACUUUCGAAUCGAAAAACGAUUCAGUGCCCACAGCUGAUCAUAAAAACAUGGCUCAAGUAUCUAAAUUACUCGGGUACGAUGCUUGCAUACAGUUAGCAAAAUCAGAUGACAUAAAUGCUUUUAUACAGCAACAAAUGGGUGCUGUGGCCGCUGCUGCUUUAGCAAAUGUGUCGGUUGGUGCGUACAAAAAUCAAAAACCUGCUUCCACAGCGGAUACUCAAGCUGAUUAUGGGUCGCUAUUACAAACAUACUCUAAACUUUUUGGAACUGAAAAUAGUUUUCGUGGCGGAGGAAUAGCAGGAAACAUCUCAAGUAAUUCUCAUAAUGAAUUAUCAGCCGCACUUUCUGCUGGCGCUGACUCUGAAUUGUCUUCAUUUGUUUCUGGUUUAAAAUCAAAAGACAUCGCUUCGCAAAAUCAACAAAGGGAAAGUGAUAAUCAAAAUCAAACUGAGAAUCUAAUGUUAUAUCAUCAAAACAAGACUACCCCUGACUUGGGUAUGUUAUUUGCGUCUUCGUCAGCAGAAACAAAUUUGUCUCCUCCUAAUAAAUUGGAAAAUUCCAAUGGGAGCACGGCAAAAGAACUUGUCAUUACGGACCCUUCACUUUACUUUAAUACCUUUUCGCGAGAUAAGACACAUGAUUAUCCUUUCUUCCAGCAGCAAAAUAUAAAGCAGGAUGGAAAUUUUUUUAUUUCGCCAGAUGCUAUAAUGAAAAUUCAGAAGGACUCUCUGUCCGCAAUAAUGAUGAAACCACCAAAAUCGACCACUGCAAUUACACCUACACUCUCUCACGGACGUGAUGGGUCAACAUCUCCAGCUGUUGGGAGACUUACGCCAGUAAAGAGUGCUGCUGACUUCUCAAACAAUACUAAAAAUAAUAUGAAAUAUAAUUUUAGUGCAAUGGACUUGGCAGUUUCAAGUAUACAGCCUAAUACGUCCAUUGCGCUUCCCAUAGAUAUCGAUCACAAUCUACUGUCGCAUCGAAGACCGUCAAAUACACCACCCGUUGAUCUCAGCCGGUUUUACAGCGAAGGUCUAUCAUCAUCGACAAUUGGUUCUAUGAAAAAACGUAUGGAAUACUCAUCAGUAGCAGAAUUGGCUGCACCACCACCUGCGAAAAUGUCGAAAGCAAAUGAAAAUACACAUUCUAAGAUGUAAUGAGAUAUUACUCAAUUAUUUAAUAACAAAUGGCAUUUAAUGUAACGGUAAAAUGUAUUUUGCUAAACUUGCUUAGAUUAUUUAUUAGUUUCCUAUAUAUAACUAAAACUAACAAUUCGUUUGACUUCUGUGUUUUCUGUUAUGGCUUCAAUAUAUUCUGCAAUUUAUUUGAACAAAUAAAAACAAUUUAAUUAAAUGC